AUGGGCCUAACUCUCAUUCUUGGAAUACGGGCGGCCCCGCGGAGCUGCCUUGGGCGAUGCAGACAUUUCUCGAGCCUGUCGUUCCGCGCGUCUGGCCACAACAGAUGGUCCAAGAUCAAACAUGACAAGGGAGUAAACGACCUCCAGAAGGCCAGGGAGAGGACGCGACUUUCCCAGCAAAUUUCUCUCGCUUCGAAACUCCACGGCCCCGAUCCCAACGCCAAUCCUCAUCUCGCAAGUGCGAUCGCAGCCGCGAAGAAAGGCCAACUUGCCAAAGACAUGAUUGAAGUAGCAAUCCUUAGAGGCCAGGGCAAGUCCCUUGCCAAUCUGCCCCUUGAGGCAGUCAUAAUCGAGGCUCUACUUCCACAUGGCGUUGCAGCCGUCGUCGAAUGCGAAACGGACAACAAAAGGCGCACGCUUCAAGAUAUCCGAGUGAUCAUCAAUAAAGCCGGAGGCACCGUCGGGCCCACUUCUUUUCUCUUCGAGAAGAAAGGUCGCAUACACUUUGAAGAGCAGGACAAGAUCGGGGUAGAUGAAGCAUUAGAAGCAGCAAUUGACGCAGGGGCUCUUGACAUUGUGGAAGAGGAGAGCAGACUAGUCGUGGAGACACCACCGACCGAGCUCACUGCAAUUGCUGAGCGGUUACAGGAAACCCUGAAGAUCCGCAUGGAGAAGUCAGAGGUCGUCUACGUGCCAAAUGACGAUACUAUGGUGCCUCUGACGGACGAGCAGGCUGGGGAGUUACAGCCUGUGCUCGACGCGCUGGAGGCAGAUCCUAGUUGUCAGGCUUUGUACAUUAAUGGCUCCUUUGAUUGA
Messenger RNA from Exophiala aquamarina CBS 119918, 816 nucleotides. RefSeq lists its product as uncharacterized. Gene Ontology annotation, cellular component: mitochondrion. The record is from RefSeq and is a predicted model, not a curated record. The transcript has 2 exons. Bases 1 to 816 code for a protein of 271 amino acids. Lineage: Eukaryota; Fungi; Ascomycota; Eurotiomycetes; Chaetothyriales; Herpotrichiellaceae.